AUGCCAAUGGAUGACAGUCAAUUUAAUAUACUAACAGAAAAGCUAGAGUUAUCAGAUGGAGGGUUGAGUUAUCUGGAUUUUGUGGCAAUACUGGAAGAUGCCAGAUUGAAUGGGCCAGGACCUACACUAUGUAACAGCCCAAGCCACAGAGUAAAUGGUGCUAAAUAUCACUACAUGACUGCUGAAGAAUGUCUCAGUCAAAUUAAUGAUAAGCUGAUGGAAGCCUAUGGGGACACCUAUUCUGCCUUCCGUGAAACAGACAGUAACCAUGACGGUAUCAUCAACAUGCUUGACUUUCGGCAAUUCUUGGACAGCUUUCUGCUUUGUCUUAGAGAUGAGAAAUUCCUGUGCCUACUUGGUUUGUUGGGAGUGAACCUGACGUCCACAUUAAAUUACCAAGAAUUCUGUAAACUGUUCCACACCCAAGAAACUAAGGAGUUACCUCCUUGGCUUGUGCCAUCUCACAAAAAAAAACAGAUGAUAACGGAUGCAGAGCUAGCUUGUGAUCACGCUCAUUACUACCUUGUUAUCAAAGCAAGAACCAGAUGGCAUGACCUAGCAAGGAAUUUUCAGGAAUUUGACAGUGAAGGAAAUGGCAUUAUACAGCCAAGGAACUUGAAGAAAGUCUUGUUCAGAUUUGGCAUUCCAAUCACCCCGGAAGAAUUUAAGCAGCUUUGGGCGAGGUGUGAUACAGAUGCAAAGGGAUAUCUUACUCACUAAGAAUUUUUACAGAAACUGGGGAUAGCAUUUGCACCCGCAGACACGGGGCUCAGCAGAUGCAUCAUGGAAGACAGUUAUGCACAUUUACAAGCACAUAAUAUUAAUCAACAAAAGAAGCAUUCAAAGCUGGAAGAGCACCAGAAACAACAAACUAAAGCUCUGCGUGUAAGAGAAAUUAAAAAGCAGAUCACGGAUAAAUUCAGGGAUUACUUCCAAGAUUUCAAUAAGGCCUUUCAUAAAGUGGAUAAAAAUAGAGAUGGCUACAUAACUGUAUAUGACCUGCACAGGAUACGACAAGAGUUCAACUAUUACCUUCAUCAUGAUCAGUUCAGUAGUCUUCUAAACAGCUUAGGAAUCAGCAUUCAUGACAGCAAGCUCUCUUAUUUUGAUUUUCUGAGAGCAACUGAUGAUGGCAGAGCAUCUAAAAUCCAACAGAGACAAAAGCAGGCUGCACCACCUGCAAGCUUUGUAGCACUCAGCUUAGAACAGACUCUAAUUAAGAUAAAAGAAAUAGUUGCAUCACUUUAUCAUUUGUUGUACAAGGCAUUUUCUUUAUUUGAUAAAGACGACACUGGAGUAAUUAAAGCACUGGAAUUUCAGUAAGUGCUUGACCAUUUCUGAUUUAAAUUAUCAGACAAGCAGUUCAGGCACCUUCUCAAGAGCCUUAACCUUUGUGAGGACUUCACAGUAGACUGGAAAGUUUUCCUGAAAAACAUAAAGCACCUCAGAGAGACUGAGGAAGGGCAAAAAGUCAUUCCGCCUAAGUCUUCUCGGGAGCUGUCAGAGAGAGGCAUCCUCUCACAGAUACAAGAAGUAGUGACUGCUGGUUUUAACAAAAUUGCACAAGGGUUUAAAGAUACUGACUCUUCAAAAGAUAAUACAGUAUCAAAAGAGGAGUUCCGGGAUGUAUGUAACUGACAUUUUCAGCAUCUGACUGAAGAACAAUUUGAAAAUCUUUGGAACACAGUGGAUGUCAGGGCUGGAGGAUGGUUGAAGUAUCAGGACUUUUUGAAGAAGUUCAGCUCAGAACUUGCAGCAAUGUCAUCAACCACUCCCAGUGCAACUAGUUCUGCAACCUCUACCAAGGCAGCUACCUAUGCUGUGCAGAAGCCACGUGUGUCUUCUCAGCCUGAACGUCCUAAGACAUCACCUCUAGUAGGGCAAAAGAGUAUACCUGCAUCCAGUCGUCCUCAGACAACAACAACUUGUUCUGCACCUAUCCUUAACUGUGGAACAAUAGAAAAUAAGAUAAGAAAGAACAUCCAACAUUCCUGGAGAGGCAUGCUGAAACUGUGCCAAGAGAAGGAUGUCAGCAAGCUAGGAGAAAUCCCAGUGUCAGACUUCCUAGAUAUAGCAGAGAAGUUCAAUUUGGAUUUAACUGAAGGGGAAAUUAACCACAUAACAAAAAAAUAUGAUUUAAAGAAAAAUGGAAGAUUUGCAUACUAUGAAUUCCUUCAGAGUUGUAUCUUGUUAUUAAAACCACAGGAAAGCUCACUGCUACAGAGGGUGAUUAUACAGAAGCCACAAAAGCCGAUGAGUCCUGGACCACAAACCACGUCGUUCUUCAGUGCAAUGCUGAGAAUUCAGCCCCAGAUCUUGCGCUGCUGGAGACCAAUGAAGCGAACUUUUAAAUCCUAUGAUGAAAGUCAUACUGGACUGUUACAUAUUGCAGAUUUCAGACAAGUUCUUCAUGAUUACAGCAUUGACCUAACUGAAGAAGAGUUAUUCAACAUUUUGGAAUAUUAUGAUAAAACUUUGUCUUCAAAAAUAUCCUAUAAGGAUUUUCUCCGGGCAUUCAUACAGUAG
Molecule: messenger RNA, 2526 nt
Organism: Pelecanus crispus (Dalmatian pelican)
Lineage: Eukaryota; Metazoa; Chordata; Aves; Pelecaniformes; Pelecanidae
Source: RefSeq, a predicted model, not a curated record